AUGGAUCCUCUUUCGGGUGCAGCAAGCGUUAUUGCAGUCAUCCAAGUGACCGGAAGUAUCGUACAAAUAUGUCGGAAAUAUCUGAACAACGUCAAUAACGCGACACGAGAUAUUCAACGCCUACAAGAGAAGAUCGUUGUCCUUGCCCAAGUUCUUCAAUCUCUCGAUGAGCUGAUCCACAGAUCAAAUGGCAAUAGACUUACUACAACUACGCAAAACCUAAUCCUCAAUAUCGCUAAAUGCUCUUCGACACUUAAAUGUUUGAAAGAGAAAAUCGAUCCCAAAACGACACAAAGAGGGAUGAGGAAAUGGGGACUUCGAGCGUUUAAAUGGCCGCUGGGACGGUCGGAGGUAGAUGAUGCUAUCAUGGAGCUUGAGUGGUACAAAACAACAUUCGCUUUGGCUUUGCAGGUUGAUCAAACGAGGUCUACCAAUUCAAUCAACCAGAAGAUAGACCUUAGUCAACUACAACCUGCAAAAGGGGCUACGUUCGACUCCUACGACAAUCAGCAUAGCGAAUGUCUUCCGGGGACGCGAAUUGACCUACUUCGAGAAAUCGAGGAGUGGGCAAAAGCGCCGCACGGAAAAUGCAUAUUCUGGUUAAAUGGCAUGGCUGGGACAGGGAAAUCAACAAUAUCCCGAACAGUUGCAAGCCAUCUUCAAAAGCAGCAGCUUCUCGGGGCGAGCUUCUUCUUUAAGCGAGGUGAAGAAGAUCGAGGAACGGCAAGAAAGCUUUUUCCGACCAUAAUCGAGCAACUGGUCAUCGGCAUACCUCAUUUGAUGCCUCAAGUUCAAAAAGCAAUUGAUGAUGACCCUAAUAUCUCAGAAAAGGUGUUGAGAGAACAAUUUGAACAUCUUCUACUAGGUCCACUGUCAAGAAUUAAGCAGAGCGAAGAGACCAUGACUAAAGUGAUCGUGAUUGAUGCUCUAGAUGAAUGUGAUUUGGAAGAUGAUAUAGGGGUUAUUCUCCAGCUCUUGCCACAAGUCUACAAAUCAACUUCCGUGCAACUACGAUUUCUAUUAACAAGCAGACCCGAGUUGCCGAUCAGGCUAGGCUUCGAAAAAAUCACCGAUGCCUACCAGGAUUUAGUCCUCCAUGAGAUCGAAAAACUAGUUAUUGAGCACGAUAUAUCUUUAUAUGUGGACGAUCAGUUACUCCGUCUACAACAGAGCCGCUCAUUUCCACUAGACUGGCCCGGAGACGUAGCUAGAAAGAAAUUGGUUGAUAGGGCCGUCCCUUUAUUCAUUGCAGCAGUUACAUUAUGUCGCUUCAUAGGUGAUGCGAAUUGGAACCCUCAAAAGCGACUUGCAGCGAUAUUGGCAGACCAGUCGACCUACGUGUCCAAGAUGAACAGGACCUAUAUUCCCGUGUUGAAGCAACUUCUCACCGGGCAGGAUGAAGCGGAGUCGAAGCAGUUACUCGAAGAGUUCAAGGAGAUAGUCGGCGUUAUCAUUAUUCUUGCAACUCCGCUCUCGAUUAGCUCCCUAAGCCAGCUGAUUAACAGAGGACCAGAGGAUGUCAAAUGUCGAUUAGAUCGGCUCCACUCCGUGCUCAGUGUACCGAACGAUUUCAACUCACCCGUCAGGCUUCUCCAUCUGUCAUUCCGAGACUUUCUCCUGGAUCACCACGAACACAAAGACGAAUUCUGGAUCAACGAGAGAUAUGCAAACCAGCAACUUACAACAAAGUGCAUUCAGACAUUGCAGCAAAAUCUAAGGAGGAAUAUCUGCAAUUUACCAAACGAAGGCACACAAUGUACUGAAAUUAGCAAAGCUUCAAUUCAGCAUUAUAUAACCCCCGCACUGAAAUACGCCUGUCGAUACUGGGUCCAUCAUCUGGUACAAUGCACGGACGUAACUGGGAUGGUGCAAGAUGCAUUCUUAUUUCUCCAGACGCAUUUUUUGCACUGGGUGGAAGCAAUGAGCCUACUGGGCCUUACGUCGGAGAUACUUGGUAUCCUUGAUCGCCUCCAAGCGGCCACAUCGGGCAACGCCUCUUCCAUAAUAUCGGAUUUCCUUCACGAUGCAAAGCGCUUUAUCCUGAAAAAUGGCCAAAUAUUUGAUCAGGCGCCCCUUCAGAUAUAUUGCGCAGGACUUAUAUUUGCACCCCGAACGGCAAUAAUCCGUAGACAGUUCAAACAGAAGCUUCCUACUUGGAUAUGUCAGUUACCAAGAGUUGAGGAAAGAUGGGGUUCAGAAUUACAAACACUCGAGGGCCAUUCAGGCAUGGUUUGGUCGGUGGCCUUCUCGCCCAACGGCCGCCUGCUGGCGUCCGCCUCUAACGAUGAGACAGUGCGCCUCUGGGACCCAGCCACAGGCGCGCUCACGCAGACACUUAAGGGCCAUUCAGACGCGGUUGGGUCGGUGGCUUUUUCGUGCGAUGGCCGCUUGCUAGCGUCCGCCUCUAACGAUCGGACAGUGCGCCUCUGGGACCCAGCCACAGGCGCGCUCACGCAGACACUUAAGGGCCAUUUAGACGCGGUUUGGUCGGUGGCCUUCUCUCCCGACGGCCGCCUGCUAGCGUCUGCUUCUGACGAUCAGACAGUGCGCCUCUGGGACCUGGCCACGGGCGCGCUCACGCAGACACUCGAGGGCCAUUCAAACUCAGUUCAGUCGGUGGCCUUCUCUCCCGACGGCCGCCUGCUAGCGUCUGCUUCUCGCGACUGGACAGUACGCCUCUGGAACCCGGCUACGGGCGCGCUCUCACAGACACUCAAGGGCCAUCUAGCCUUAGUCUGGUCGGUGGCCUUCUCGCCUAACGGCCGCCUGCUGGCGUCCGCCUCUUACGAUCUAACAGUACGCCUCUGGGACCCAGCCACAGGCGUGCUCACGCAGACACUCGAGGGUCAUUCAAACGCGGUUCAGUCAGUAGCGUUCUCUUUAAACGGCCGCCUGCUAGCGUCCGCCGGUUGCGAUUGGACAGUACGCGUCUGGGACCCGGUCACGGGCGCGCUCACGCAGACACUCGAGGGCCAUUCAGAUUGGGUUGGGUCGGUGGCCUUCUCGCCCAACGGCCGCCUGCUGGCGUCCGCCUCUAACGAUCGGACAAUGCGCCUCUGGGACCCAGCCACGGCCGUGCUCCCGCAGAUACUCGAGGGCCAUUCAAACUCGGUUCUAUCGGUAGCGUUCUCGUCCGACGGCCGCCUACUAGCGUCUGCUUCUCGCGACUGCACAGUACGCCUCUGGAACCCGGCUACGGGCGCGCUCUCACAGACACUCAAGGGCCAUCUAGACUCAGUUUGGUCGGUGGCCUUCUCGCCUAACGGCCGCCUACUAGCGUCCGGCUCUGACGAUCAGACAGUGCGCCUCUGGGACCUGGCCACGGGCGCGCUCACGCAGACACUUGAGGGCCACUCAGAUUGGGUUGGGUCGGUGGCCUUCUCUCCCGACGGCCGCCUGCUGGCGUCCGCCUCUGACGAUGGGACAGUACGCCUUUGGGACCCGGCCACGGCCGUGCUCACGCAGACACUCGAGGGCCAUUCAUAUUGGGUUGGGCCGGUGGUCUUCUCUCCCGACGGCCGCCUACUAGCGUCUGCCUCUGACGAUAGGAUAGUGCGCCUCUGGGACCUGGCCACGGGCGUACUCACGCAAUCAUGGAAUUCGGAAAGAUCAGUCACUCCACUCAAAUUUUCCCAGGAUGGUUUGUAUCUCCACACCAAAUCAGGCGCCUUUGACAUCCGAUCUAGAUGUGGCAUUCCAACGUCCCCUCCGCCUCAUCCGCCUCAUCCGAAUCGGGGUAUCUCUAUUGAGCGUGGGCAAUGGAUAAAAUUGAAUGGUGAACGUGUUCUCUGGCUCCCUGUCGAGUCUCGGCCGAGCUGUUCCGAGAUCAAUGGUGAUACACUUGCCCUCGCGCACGAUUCAGGGCGGAUUUCCUUCCUCAGGUUCUGUAUAUAG
This is a messenger RNA of Penicillium pulvis, 3894 nucleotides long. RefSeq lists its product as uncharacterized. The record is from RefSeq and is a predicted model, not a curated record. Lineage: Eukaryota; Fungi; Ascomycota; Eurotiomycetes; Eurotiales; Aspergillaceae. Gene Ontology annotation, molecular function: protein binding. Bases 1 to 3894 code for a protein of 1297 amino acids. The transcript has 3 exons.